Molecule: messenger RNA, 1308 nt
Organism: Knipowitschia caucasica
Lineage: Eukaryota; Metazoa; Chordata; Actinopteri; Gobiiformes; Gobiidae
Source: the annotation of a GenBank genome assembly
AUGGGAGCCAAACAGAUGAAAUGCCUCUCUUCAGCCAGCCCUGCACAUUCCCCUAAAGAGGAGUAUGUUAUUACCCAAACCACAGACGAAUCUAAAGAACAGACGUCCUAUGAGGGCCAAAGAGAAGCUCCAGAGGACAUAUCUGAAAUGAGAGAAAAGAAGUCAGUUACAGAAGAGGUGGUUCUCUGUGGCUUGUGUCCGUCCCUGGGGCAGAAUGGGCAGGAUGGGCAAGAGGGGCAGGAGGAGGACAAGUCCUGGGUGGAGCAGCUGGACGCUCACCAGGAGCAGCUGGAGAAAGAGAUGCAUGAAGCGCGGAGAAUGGUGUUCCGCCUUCAGGCUCUGCUGCUUCACGGCUCACUACCUGAAGAGGACCAGGAGGGACCAGCGAGCUUUGGAGACAGCCGAGCCAAUACUGAACAGCAACUGGUUUUAAUCCGAAGCCGUUUGGACCAAAGCACAGAAGAGGCCCUUGAUCUUAAGAGGGAUCUUUUGAGACACAAACAGGAAGUGCGCCACGUUCAGGCCAUAAAGGAUGCUCUGCAGCAGCGGCUGGCAUUGCAGGAGGACACAGUGCUGCAGCUCAAGCAGGAGCUACUGAGGUGCAACAUGGCCAAAGAUCAGCUGGAAGGGGAAAAUGCAGAGCUCAAACACAAAUUGAGUGAACGCAGCAAAUUACUGGGCGAAUAUGAGCAGCAGAUCGGGAGGAAGGACCGAUUAAUGCAGCAACAGAAGCCUGAUGAAGUCUCUUAUAAAGCACAUGAAGUCAACCUUGGACGGGGGGAAGAACUGCAGCUUGUGAGAGAAGCUCUUCGCAGUUUGCGGGACAGUUUCUCGGGACAUGAUCCGCAGCAUCACACGUUGGACACUCUGGAGCAGGGCGUGGCCAGCCUCAUGGACCGUUUACACUCACUUGACAGCCAACUCAGACAGGACAAAGGAGAGGAUUUCAAAUCACCAGGACGUAGAGCCAACUCCACAGACCGUGAAUCCUGGCCACAAAGCUCAAAGAUGGCACACUCUCAAAGCAGCCCCGGGUUGGACACAGCCGUCUCCACCAAAGUGCUAUACUUUACUGAUCGCUCGCUCACUCCCUUUCUGAUUAAUAUCCCGAAAAGGCUGGGUGAGGUGACACUGAGGGACUUCAAGGCCGCUGUGGACCGACAAGGCAGUUUCAGAUACCACUUCAAAGCCCUUGACCCGGAGUUUGGCACCGUCAAAGAGGAGGUUUUUCAAGACGGAGCAAUUGUGCCUGGCUGGGAGGGGAAGAUUGUGGCGUGGGUUGAAGAAGACCAUGGAGAAAGGAGGUAG